CCGCUGCCGCGUUGCCGCGAAAAUGCUGCUGCUGGCGGCGCUGCUGGCGGCGGCGGGCGGCGGCCGCCGGGAGGUGUCCAUGCAGUACAACCCCGGCUGGCCCAACGCCUCCGUCAACCUGCUGCACGUCCGCGCCGUGGGGCAGGACGACACGCUGCACUACGUGUGGAGCAGCAUCGGGGCCCCCGCGGCGCUGCUCGUGGCCACGGGGAGCCCGAGCAGCGUCCUGCGCGUCGACUGGACCCGGCUGCUCUCGCCCACGCCCGCCGGGGCCGUCUGGAUCGAGCCCCCCGGCAGCGUCGUGUACGCCACCGCUGUCGUCUUCACCAAGGUUUUCGAGUACAGCAAGGCCAACACGCCGGAGGAGCUCUUCUACCCCACGUAUGACCUAUCUAGCUUCUCCUGGGACAGCGUCAACAGGACCUUGAACCACACGGCGCUGACGGCCGAGUUCCUGGGCGUCCCCGCCUCCGACCCCAGCGGCAGCUUCUCCAACGGCAGCCUGGCUCUCCGGGUGACAGCCUACGAGGCCGAUGGCCGCGACGGGCCCCUGCCCAGCCUCCUGCACACGGCAAACAGCUCCAAGGUGGAGUUUGUCCUGGCCGGGGUGACCCCGCGGGGCAACGGUUCCCGCUUUGCGCUGGAGGUGGCAACGGUGGAGGAGCUGGGGGCGGUGCGGAGGCUGCGCUCGGCGCGCUCCAUCGACGACGAGUACACACCCACCAUCUUCGAGACGCUCUCCCUGGCAGCCGAGGCCCGAAACGGCAGCGCCGCGCUCAGCUUCCUGCAGUGGAAGGCGACCGCCUACGGCUCCCGGAGCCCCAAGCGCGAGGACGGCAUCCGGUGCCAACCCCGCGGCCUGCAAGCGGCCAACUGGACUCUGCCGGCGUCCAGCCUCAUCCGCGCCUACUUCGGCGAGGGCCUGGGCAGCGCCUACGCUGUCAGCGCCAUCAACAUCUCCUUCGGGGGCGAGGAUGGAGAGGUUUACCAGGAGAAGCAUUACCUGAGCUGGUCGGCGCUGCUGGGCUUUGGGCAGCCCCCCGAGGACACUUUCUCCCCCCUCGUCAUCUCCAUCAUGGCUGUGGCGCUGGGCACCCCCAUGGUGCUGCUCCUGAUGGGCAGCGUCGUGGUCCUCUUCGCCCAGCGGAAACGCUACUCCGAGUACGAGCCCAUCAACUGAGCGGACCGGUCCCCGGAGAGACCACCGGGACCCUCCUCGUCCCUGGGCAGGGGGAUGCAGCGGCCCGCGGGGGCUCCAACGCCUGCGAGCUCAUCUCUGCCCCCAUCCACCUCCUCCGACUAGGCUCGGAGGAGACCGGAGCAACGCUCGCUGCGGUGGCCUGCGCCGCUUCCCUCUGUCCUGCUGCCUCUCCUGCUGCCCGGAGCCUGGACCAGGUCCUGCUCUUUCCUUUGUUUUCUUUAUCUGCCUGCUGGGAAGUGACUGGAGGAGUCGGUGGCUGCUCUGAGCAGGGGGAAGGACUUUCCCUGCCCUAAGGGAUAAAACCACUGAUGGCUGGUCCUUAACCAGCUGGCCCUGGCUGUGCCCCAUCCUGUGCGGCUGGGCCGCUCUCGGGGUGCUCUGGGGUCGCUUGGGGGGCUCUGACCCAGGAGCGGGGCUGGCGCCGCCCCCCCCCCCCCCCCCCCCCCGGCACCGUGCAAGCUGCCUCUCGCGCCUCUGGGCUCCUCCGAGAGAGCUGGUGGGCUGCUCGCUCCCUGCCCGCGGUGCCUGGCACCGCGCCGGCCUCCGCAGGGGCUGCCGAGCGAGGCAGGGAGAUCCCCGUCACCCCCGCUUGCACUCGGCUCCCUCCUGUCGGGGCCAGGGAGGGCUCAUCCCGCCUCGGGCUCGGUUACCCGUGGGGCCGGCCCGGGGUGCGAGCUGGGGCUGGGAGCUGUGGGGCACGCGGGGUGCACUGUGGGGUUUUCCUGUUCUCGACCACUGAUUGUCUUGGACCAAAUAAAAGGGAUUUCUACCCGCG
This is a messenger RNA of Rhea pennata, 1976 nucleotides long. It is a transcript of the gene GLMP, whose product is annotated as glycosylated lysosomal membrane protein. The transcript has 6 exons. Gene Ontology annotation, cellular component: lysosome. The coding region runs from base 23 to 1180 and encodes 385 amino acids. NCBI's taxonomy places the organism in Eukaryota, Metazoa, Chordata, Aves, Rheiformes, Rheidae. The record is from RefSeq and is a predicted model, not a curated record.